Molecule: messenger RNA, 338 nt
Organism: Staurois parvus
Lineage: Eukaryota; Metazoa; Chordata; Amphibia; Anura; Ranidae
Source: the annotation of a GenBank genome assembly
CCUCUUAUUUCCUGAUAAGACAUAUCUUGUGGAGGCACUCUGCAGAUGCUCAGUUUGGUGUGUAUUGCUAGAACAUUUGUUUUUUCUUCUUGGGAGGGUGCAUGUGAUCAGCACAGGGCCAAUCAGAGCUGUCCAGACAGAGGUCAGGGGUUCUGCAUCCUCCCAGAGCAGAAAGAAAACUCCUCCUACAAGCGUUAACCAGUGCUCUGUUGAACACUCAAGACCACUCUAACUGCUGAUAAAAAAAAGGUAUUUAGCAGUUUAUAUUUACUAAAAUAAUUGCAUUUCCAUGUUGUGUGUACUGUGGGAGACCAGAUAUAGUGAAUGCAGGGUCCUGG